Messenger RNA from Closterium sp. Yama58-4, 426 nucleotides. Lineage: Eukaryota; Viridiplantae; Streptophyta; Zygnematophyceae; Desmidiales; Closteriaceae. The record is from the annotation of a GenBank genome assembly.
AUGCGAGGCGACAUCCGCGUUCUAGAACCCGGCCUCGUUUCUUACGGUGGCCGAACCGCGUCGAGCGGCCGAGUCGUCACCUUAAAGCUCUUCGAGGACAACACACUAGUGCGCUCCGAGGUCGAACAGCCCGGCGAGUCGCAGAUCUUAAUCAUCGACGGUGGAGGUAGCCGGCGCUGCGCGUUGCUGGGCGGCAAUCUGGCGGUCGAGGCGGCCAAGAACGGCUGGGCGGGCGUUUUUGUCAGCGGGUGCGUGCGUGACGUGGACGAGAUUCGCGGGUGCAACGUGGACGUGCGAGGGCUUGCCACGUGUCCCGUAAAGAGCGUCAAAAAGGGGCAAGGGGAGAGGAACGUUCCUGUGAAAGUUCAGGGGGUUAUGGUGUACCCAGGCGACUGGUGCUAUGCCGAUAAUGACGAUCGCCUCUAG